This is a messenger RNA of Helobdella robusta, 1701 nucleotides long. RefSeq lists its product as hypothetical. The transcript is spliced from 7 exons. NCBI's taxonomy places the organism in Eukaryota, Metazoa, Annelida, Clitellata, Rhynchobdellida, Glossiphoniidae. Gene Ontology annotation, molecular function: RNA binding. Gene Ontology annotation, cellular component: cytoplasm; nucleoplasm; ASAP complex. The coding region runs from base 80 to 1093 and encodes 337 amino acids. The record is from RefSeq and is a predicted model, not a curated record. Gene Ontology annotation, biological process: mRNA splicing, via spliceosome.
UAUAUAUAUAUAUCUAAGUAAAAGUCGGUUUUCAUUGAAAUCGUUUAAAAGUUGUCAUACUUCGAUCAAGUAACUCGAAAUGGUUGGCAAAGUUAAAGAGAAGAAGAAGAAGGAAGAAUCCGAGUCAGCGAGUGACAGUUCUUCUGACGAUGAAUCGAAGUCUAAUAGUUCGUCAAGUGGUUCCGAGACCAGCGAUGAUGAUAGCAGUUCAGGGUCAUCUUCUUCCUCAUCAUCAUCCUCAGCAGGAAGUUCCAGCAAUGAGUCCGAAGAUGAAAAAGAUAACAAAAGGAAUGCUGGCUCGACAAAUAGUGCUGAUGCGAAGAAGGCCAAAUAUUCAACGUUCCUAAGGCCUCCACAAGGCUCAAAACCCAAGGAUAAUGAACCAGUGGCUAAACAGGCUUCCCCCUCUCCACAACCAGCCAAACAGUUGAGGAAAAGAUCGAGGACUCCACAAAGAUCUCGAUCGCCCAGGCCUGCUGCUCAUAAGUCCCCUAAAAGAGGAUCACCCAUACCAGCUGGUAGAAGGUCGAGGUCACCCCCACCAGCGGGUAGGAGGUCAAGGUCACCCAGGAGAAGACCAUCCAAGUCACCACACAGGCAGAAAAGAAAGGCUAGAAGCCCUACUCCGAGGCCGACAAAGGUGCACAUCGGCCACCUAACUCGUAACAUCAACAAAGACCACAUCCUUGAGAUCUUCUCGGUUUACGGGCAGGUGAAAAGUGUCGAGCUCAUUCCCGACAGGUAUCACCUGGAGUUCUCAAGGGGCUUUGCCUAUGUUGAAUUCGACAGCCCCGAUGAUGCGGAGAAGGCCAUUAAACAUCUCGAUGGAGCUCAAAUAGACGGGCAGGAGGUAACGGCAGCAGCCAUCUUGGUUCCUAAACCCCGUCCCCCGAUUAGGCGGCCUUCACCUCCUCCAGCUAGAAGACCUCCUGCCGGUGGAAGAUGGCGCCAGUCACCACCCCCAAGAUUCAGGAGAAGCAGUCCUCCAAGAAGACGUCCUUCCCCGCCGGCCAGACGAAGGUCAAAGUCGAGGUCAAGGUCACCGAAGAGGAGGAGGUACAGUAGGUCAAGUUCAUCGUCAUCAUCCAAAUAGUGAUGGUGAUGGUGGCAGUGUGGUUAAGGGGAUGAUGAGGAUGAUGAUGAUGAUGAUGCUUGGUGGGACAUUUACUUUUGAAUUUUGAAUAAUGCAUGAUAUUUCAAACGACAAUGAUAAUGGCAUUAGUGAUGAUGAUGAUGAUGAUGAUGAUAAAAAUUAUAUUUUGAUGAUGACGGGUGAAUGAUUGAAUGAAUUAAUGGACGAUCGAAUGAUCUAUAAUAUUACUUAAUGUUAUUAAACUCAUUAUAACCAAAUGACAUUUGAUUACUUCAUAUCCAUUCAAGCUGAAGAAGGUAUUGGUAAUGAUGUUGAUGAUGAUGAUAGUGAUGAUGACGAUGGUGGUGAACUACACCAAGCUACUAGUAGUAGCAAGAGUAGUAGUGGUGAUAGUAGUAGUAGUAGUAAAAGCAAACCGAUAAUAAUAUUAAUGACGAUGUUUCUUUAAAUGAUGAUAAUUUUUUGACUGUUUUGUUGUUGUUGCUGUUAAAAAAAUUUGUAUUAGACAGUUUGAAAAUGAUUCUUUUUCUCUUUAUUUAUGGAAAAAAUUAUUCAGUUAACUGGUUAAUUAAUUAAUUAAUUGAUUAAUUAAUUCUAAUUAAUUAAUC